Molecule: messenger RNA, 1088 nt
Organism: Mytilus trossulus (common blue mussel)
Lineage: Eukaryota; Metazoa; Mollusca; Bivalvia; Mytilida; Mytilidae
Product: putative nuclease HARBI1
Exons: 4
Coding region: 60-1088 (342 amino acids)
Source: RefSeq, a predicted model, not a curated record
GCCAUUACCCACUCUUAAGUAUAUAUUUUAAACUUAAGAGAAAUCUUAAGUUGAUAAAAAUGGCUGCCUUAUUUAUUUUCGACAUUGUAAACAGAAGAGCUUUGAGAAGGGAUCGCGUUUUUCGUGACAGAACCGACGAUCUUGAUUUUCUUAAUGAUGACCAGCUAAUAGCACGGUAUCGUUUUCCCAGGCAGUCUAUUUUAGACUUAACAGAUACACUCAGAGAUGCCAUUGAAAGACCUUCAAACAGAUCAAAGGCAAUCCCACCGCAUAUUCAAGUCAUGACAACAUUGAGAAUAUUAGCAAAGGGCGACUAUUUGUCCGAAGUUGCCGAUUUGCAUGGUAUCUCCAUUGCCUCUGCAUCAAGAAUAGUCCAUUCUGUUUGCAAUGCUAUGUGUGAUAGAAUCCAGAACAUCCAGUUCCCAAGAAUGGAAGAAGAACAGAGGAAGAUAAAACAGAGAUUCUUUGAAAUAAGCAGUUUCCCAAAUGUGUUGGGUGCCAUUGAUGGAACGCUUAUUCCUAUCCAAGGGAUGUCAGGAGAUGAUGAGCCAAAUUAUGUUUGCAGGAAACAAUACCACGCCAUAAAUGUACAGGCCAUCUGUGAUGCAGAUUUGAAGUUUACAAACAUAGUUGUUAAGUGGCCUGGAGCCACCCAUGAUGCCUUCAUUCUGGCCAAUUCCAAUAUUCCUACAAUAAUGGAGGGUCAGAAUGGAUGGCUUCUUGGGGAUUCAGGAUAUGGAUUAAAGAAAUGGCUAAUGACACCCUUAUUAAAUCCAAAUUCACAGAAAGAAAUAGCCUACAACAAAUCUCAUUGCAAGACCAGGAAUACGGUAGAGAGGGCAUUUGGUGUUCUUAAAGCUCGCUUCAGAUGUCUACAUAAAACCGGUGGGUCACUCCAAUUCAACCCUCCUAAGUGUUGUAAGUUGAUUGGGGCUUGUUUUAGACUACACAACAAGGCAUGUAGUGAUGGUCUGCCAGUGCCUGAGGAUGAGGAUAUCCAAGAGUUAGGACAUCAUAACAUUAUAAAUGAUGACCAACCAAAUAAUGAGGCAAAUGCUAUAAGGAGAAGAUUAAUACAGAGAUUUUGA